Molecule: messenger RNA, 948 nt
Organism: Leishmania mexicana MHOM/GT/2001/U1103
Lineage: Eukaryota; Euglenozoa; Kinetoplastea; Trypanosomatida; Trypanosomatidae
Product: nitroreductase-like protein
Exons: 1
Coding region: 1-948 (315 amino acids)
Molecular function (GO): oxidoreductase activity
Source: RefSeq, a predicted model, not a curated record
AUGCUUUGCCACAGUCGUCGCCUGCUUUUGAUUGCAGCAGGGGCACCCCCUGCCGACCCCGUCCCUCGAGCCAGGGAGGAGCGCCACAGCAACGCCAGCAGCGGCUAUGGCGGCUUUCUAGCCACGCUGCGCCACCUCAUGGCUUGGAACUGCACAAACGUGGCGGCCGCCUCAUCGUCGUCAUCCGCGUCGUGUGCGGCAAUCCCAGCAUGCGUCAACGACAACGCAGCACUCGACGCCGUCGAGGCCGCUGUGCGCAACCGGUGGACGUGCCGGCAGUUCGACACAGCGAAGCCGAUAGACCUCGACACCCUCCAGCGCGUCUUGGCGGCGACGACCCGCGCCCCGACCGGUUUUAACCUUCAGGGCUGGCACGCGGUCGUCGUCACGAACACGGCGGUGCGGGAGCAGCUCUACAAGGCAGCGCUCGGCCAGCCGCAGGUGCUGCAGGCGCCGGCGACCGUCGUGUUCGUUGGAGACACGGAGCCGGAGCGGAACGCGCCGCAGGCGCUGGAGAUGGGGCUCGAGACGGGCUACUACAGGCCUCUCUACGGCGCUGCCUACCUCCGCAACAUCUAUUACUUCAUGCAUGGAGGUCCGAUGCAGUCGAUGGCCGCCGUGAAGUCGGUCGUGAGUGCGUGGUACAGCCGGGCCGCUGGCACGCCGCUCAUCUCCGUCCCGGUGAGCCGCACCGGCUACGCGUGGAAGCAAACGAUGAUUCCGGCGACAACAUUUGUCUCCCUCUGCACCGCCGCUGGCUGGGACACGUGCAUGAUGGAAGGUAUCGACGAGGAUGCCGUUAAGCGGGCUUUGGGAGUGCCGGCGGAACGGUACACUGUGCCGGUCAUCAUCAGCGUCGGCUAUGCGACCGCCGCGGAGGCUGAGAAACGCCAGGUGUGCAGCUCCCGCUUCGCGACGCCGCACACCGUGCGGUGGAACAAGUUCUAG